Yarrowia lipolytica CLIB122 is the source of this 1743-nucleotide messenger RNA. RefSeq lists its product as uncharacterized. Gene Ontology annotation, cellular component: fungal-type vacuole lumen. NCBI's taxonomy places the organism in Eukaryota, Fungi, Ascomycota, Dipodascomycetes, Dipodascales. The record is from RefSeq and is a predicted model, not a curated record. Gene Ontology annotation, molecular function: metallocarboxypeptidase activity.
AUGGAAAAACAACAAUUGAACGAGAUUGAUUUUGUUGCGGACCAGCAGCAACAGUACGUUGCUCCCGCAACCCGAUCGUGGAAGAAAAUCGGCUUCUUGGUCGUUUCUGCCCUCACGGUGGGCACUCUGGUUUGCAAGUCUGGAGUCUCGACCAAGUGUAUGAACCACAUGUAUGGCAGUGCGCAUUCUGCGACUGGCGAUUCUCUUUGUCCCUCGCAGGCCAAGCUUGUUCCCGAGGGAUUCACCAACCUGGAUUUCAUUCUCAAGGAUGAGAAGUACCACGACAAGGCUCUGAAAACCUUCCAGGGUGCCAUUCAGAUCCCUACCGAAAGCUACGACGACAUGGGACCUGUGGGCGAGGAGCCCCGGUUCGACAUUUUCAAGAACUUUUCUUCCUACCUGGAAAAAUCCUUCCCCAAGGUGCACUCUGAGCUCGAGGUUGAGCAUGUCAACACCUAUGGCCUCGUCUACACUUGGAAGGGAUCUAACAAGGAUCUCAAGCCUCAAUUGCUCAUGGCUCAUCAGGAUGUUGUUCCUGUGAACAGCGACACUGAGGAGAAAUGGACUCAUCCCCCAUUUUCUGGCUACUUUGAUGGCAAGUACAUCUGGGGACGAGGCACUGUUGACACCAAGAACACUGUUGUUGGCUCUCUGGCUGCAGUUGAGCUGCUGCUGAAGGAGGGUUACACUCCCGAGCGAACUCACAUUCUUGGCUUUGGCUUUGACGAGGAGAUAUCGGGUCCCCAGGGCGCCAAGUUCAUCUCUGAGCAUCUCUACAACAAGUACGGUGAGAAAUCUCUGUUUGCCAUCCUUGAUGAGGGUUCUGGAAUUCUAGAGACCGAGAAUUUCGCCAUGAUUGUUGCUGCUACCGGCGAGAAGGGCUAUCUGGACGUUUCCAUCUCUGUUAACGUAGCCGGUGGACACUCUUCUAUGCCCCCCAAGCAUACUGGUAUUGGACUUGCUGCUCUGAUCGUGGCGGAGAUUGAGAAGACCCCUUAUAAGCCUCUGUUGACCCAGCAGAACCCCUUCUUCUACACUCUUCAGUGUGUUGCUGACCAUGAUCCCAGUCUCAGUGACGCCCUCAAGACUCUUAUUCGAAAGUCUGGCAACGACCUUAUUGCCAACAAGAAGCUCGUGAGCAUUCUCAGCGGCAAUCCCAAGUACAGAGAUCUCAUUCGAACCACCCAGGCGGUAGAUAUCAUCAACGGAGGAGUCAAGAGCAAUGCUCUGCCCGAGACCACCACUUUUGUUGUCAACCAGCGAAUCGAGAUUGAGUCUGACGUGUCUACUGCCCAGGACAAGAUUGUCCAGAACGUGCUAACCAUUGCCAAGGAGCACGAUCUGUCUGUUUCUGCCUUUGGUGACUUCAUCAUUGAGGGCAAGUCCGGAGAAGUUGUUGUUGAGCUCUUUGGCUUGCCUCUCGAAGUCGCCCCUCAGGCCCCCGUCUCUGGACCCACUUGGGAUCUCAUUGUUGGAACUGCCCUGCACGUUUUCAAGGACACUGUUUACCCCGAAGACUUUAACCUCUUUGCUGCUCCCGGAAUCAUGACCGGAAACACCGACACUCGACAUUACUGGGCUCUGACCGACGCCAUUUACCGGUUCAACCCCGUCCGAGAGUCUGCCGCUUUCGGCAUCCACACUGUGAACGAGCACCUCGAGUUCCAGAGCCACCUGGAGACCAUUGCCUACUACUACGAGUUUGUCAAGAACGGCGAGCACUUCAGCAAGAAGCAGGAGUAA